Messenger RNA from Dovyalis caffra, 2523 nucleotides. NCBI's taxonomy places the organism in Eukaryota, Viridiplantae, Streptophyta, Magnoliopsida, Malpighiales, Salicaceae. The record is from the annotation of a GenBank genome assembly.
AUGCUGGAGCUUCUUCACAAGGUGGACCAAUCAAGGGAACAGGGAAACGAAAGGCACUUUAGUUCUGUCAACCACAACCAAUCUUCUGAGAUUCCUGAAGGUAAAACUUCUGAUGCAUCUUUUCAUGUUCAGAAGAAUCAAUCUUCUGCUUCUCAAGCUUUUGGCUUGCAACUGGCUCCUCCGUCCCAACGGUUGCUCAUUCCAGAGCACGUCCUUCAUUCUCAGAGCCCCUCAAAUGUGAUUAAUUCUACGUGGUUGGCUCCUACAUCCUCUCUUCAGUCUUUAACUCCACAUGAAACGUCUCAUGGACAUUUGAGGAAUGCUAUUUGCAGCACCUCAAUGCAUGCUGGCAAUAGUGCCCAAAGAAAGUUUUCUGCUGUCUUUUCUGCUGGUUUCCCUUAUUCAAGAAGUCAUCUUUCCCAUGAGCAAAUGACUGAUACAGGUGGACAAGCAACAACCAGUGCAUCUGUUAAUGAAUCUUUCGAUCAAUUUUCUUCCCAACCAAAACAGACAGAGGAGUCUUCUGAGAGAGGUCAAACUAAUCAAUCUGCAUUACCAUCGGUGCUUGACAUGUCAAGGCAUAAUUCACAUAAUGAUAACGGGUCUUCUUCUGUAAUGUCCCAUCCGAGUGGCAACAACCAAAACCAUGCAAGAGAUUCUGCUCAACAAUUCCCAGUGCUAGAAGCUGCACCAGCUCCAGCUCCUCAGCACAAUCCUUCAUUACAAGAUGCUGUUUCUUCAAGAAUGUCACCUACUAUGUGGACCAGUGUUCCAACUCAGCUACGUCCAUUUGGUGCUCCGUUUCAGGCUCCGUCCAGUAUGUUUAAACCCAAUCUUCAAUCACAUAACAGUUCAGGCACAGCUUUCUCCAAACCACAGAAGCCAGAAGAUAUGCAAACUGGAGGGAGUAGUCAAGCUGAGUCUAGUGUCUGUUCAAUGAAUUCACAUGGUCUUAUUGGGAAAGAGCAACUGGCAAAAGGAGACCACUUGCAGCAAGUUUCACCUGAGAAUGAGCAGGCCCAGAAGACGAGUGCUUCACAUGAGAAAGACUCUGUUGUGAAUCAUCUUACUGAAACGUCUCUUUCAAACCUAGCCAGUACUCAGAAACAAAUUGAAGCUUUUGGCAGAUCUUUAAAACCCAAUAAUACUUUGCAUCAAAAUUACUCCCUACUGCAUCAAAUGCAGGGCAUGAAAAAUGCAGAGGUUGAUCAUGGUAAUAGGAGUUUGAAGAGAUUUAAAAGUCCUGAUGGUUCCGUGGAUCCUCAGCUGAUAGCUACUCAGGGAGGUCAGCAGUUUUAUGGACUCAAUAAUAUGGUCAGAGAUGCAUCAGCAAAUCGCACUUCAAUACCUCCAGGAGAUUCCAAGAUGCUAAGCUUUUCAGGAAAAACAGCUGAUAUUCGGGAUACAAAUGCAACUUCAAAGGAAAUGCUUGCAUUUGGUCGGAAUGAUUCUCAGAGUUUCACUAAUAGCAAUGAUGCAGUUUCUGUCAGAGGUGAGCAUUCCCAGAUUAGUCCCCAGAUGGCUCCAUCCUGGUUUGGUCAGUAUGGAAACUUUAAAAAUGGACAGAUAUUACAAAUGCAUGAUGCACGAAGAACUGUCACCAUGAAGACUUCAGAACUGCCUUUCACCGCUGGAAUGCCUGAUGAUCCAUUGCAUGUUCAUAGUUCAAUUGAGCAAGGAAAUGCUGCUGCUGCUGCUAGCCAAUUUGGUACACCUGAUUCUGCUGAUGUGAGUCUGGUGGUUACGAGACCAAAGAAACGUAAAAGUGCCAUAUCCGAGCUUGUAAUGUGGCAUAAUGAAGUGAUACAUGGUCCUCGAAGGCUUCAGAAUAUCAGCACUGCUGAAGUGGACUGGGCACAGGCAACAAAUAGAUUGACAGAAAAGGUGGAAGAUGAAGUUGAAAUGGUAGACGAUGGUCUUCCAGUCCUUAGAUCAAAGAGGAGGCUUAUAUUGACUACACAGCUUAUGCAGAUGCUCCUCCGCCCUCCCCUGGGAUCAAUUCUCUCUGCAAAUGAGAAUGCUGCGUACUUCAUUGCCAGAUCAACACUAGGAGAUGCAUGCAGCACACUCUCUUGUACUGGAAGUGAUACUCCUGUGCCUUCCAACGGUGGAGACCUCUUGCCCAAGAAGAUAAAAUCAUCUGAGAAGGUUAGCGAUCAAUACUUCUCAAAAGUCAUGGAAGACCUUAUCAGUAGAACAAGGAAGCUGGAGAGUGAUUUUUUGAGAUUGGACAAAAGAUCAUCAGUUUCAGACCUGAGAGUGGAAUGCCAAGAUCUGGAGAGGUUUUCUGUUAUCAAUCGUUUUGCAAAGUUCCAUGGACGGGGUCAAGGUGAUGGGGCUGAGAGCUCAUCAUCCUCAGAUGCAUCUGUAAAUGGUCAGAAAUCCUGUCUUCAGAGAUAUGUCACUGCACUACCCAUGCCUAGGAAUCUUCCUGACAGGAGAGAUUGGGGUUCCCCAUCAUUUUUUCCAGUAAAUGGGGAGAACAGAUGUGCAGGCUGGUUUAGCAAUGAUGUUUACACAUAG